Messenger RNA from Procambarus clarkii (red swamp crayfish), 4319 nucleotides. The record is from RefSeq and is a predicted model, not a curated record. Lineage: Eukaryota; Metazoa; Arthropoda; Malacostraca; Decapoda; Cambaridae.
CCGCCAACUUGGCUCAGUUGUGCCCCAACCCUCGGCGUGAGUGGAUGUGCGUGUCUCUUGGUUGCGUCUUGUCCCCUGCGGCACGCCGUCAUACACUCGAGUGUGUCUUGUGGACUCCACACACGAGGACGAGUGUUUAGUGGAAUACAAUUACCUGAUAGUUUUCGGGUGAUCGAUGUGCACAUGCAGAAAUAAAUAAGAAAAUUGUGUUAAAAAUGUUUUGGGAGCUGUAGAAGUGAUUUUUAACUGGCCUGUGUUUUGCGGCAAUAGUAAUUAUUAUUACAUGUGAUAUACUUGACACCUUGGGAAGUAACUUGGUCCAGAGGCCCUCAAACUGGGAAAUAACUUCGCCCCGAGGCCCUCACACUGGGAAGUAGUUACCAGUAAGACAUUUGACCCACUCGGGUGGUUUAAUGCUGAUAUCGAGACAUUUCAAGAUUUGUCUACAAGAAAGGCGGUGAUGGUGGGGAGGUGAGGGAGGCGUGCCGCCCGUGACCCCCACAACCAGCAGCAGCAGCAGCAGGAUGACGUCUCACAGCAGCAGAAGGCGGUGGAGAAGCAGCAGCAGUUACACACUGUUGGUGCUGGUGAUGUUGGUGCUGCAGAGCUCGGCCUCCACCGCGGCCAGGAACGAGGAAUACGACUACGAUGUUGGAGAAGGGGGUCGGCCGGGCGUGGAGGUGGUGGAGACGGCGGCCAGCGAGCACAGCUUCCACCGGGAGCGGAGGGUGGUGGUGGGUGGUCGAGUCAGCUUGAAGUGUCGACCAGACGACAUCCAGGAGGGCUCCCUCGACUUCGGCUCCUGGUACUUCAACGACGUCCCGCUCGACCAGCUCCAGAACCCGCGCCUCAAAGUCGUGGAUACCAGGAACAGAUUGUGGCCCCGUAUACGGGUGAAGGCAGCCAAGAUGGAAGAUGAAGGGCUGUACUCCUGCAAGUGGAGCAGCACAGGGUAUCUGCAUGGUUGGGUAAACUACACGCUUAUUGUGGAAGAGGACACUCCCACGCCUACCCUACCCCAGGCUUUAUAUGCUGAUAGCAAAGUGCUGGAGAUGGAGCAGGGAGAGUACCCUGCAGACUCUGCUCCUGUCUUCACCAAAGAUCUCAACUCUCUCAUGAUGAAGCCAGCUGGUAAUGUUGCUGACCUUAGGUGUCAAGCUCGUGGCCCCAAUCUCAAUACGACCUGGUUAAAAAAUGGUGAGAAGCCUGUGCGACAGUUGGGUAUUGUGCGGAUCAAGGGACCCUUACUCAAAAUGGAGAACCUUGUACCAACAGAUUCUGGAAAUUACACGUGCUUUGUCUCCAACAGCCAUGGAACCAUCAACCACACUUAUGUUUUAGAAGUUAUUGAACACAUCCCUUCAAGGCCAAUCUUCACCAAGCACCUGGAAAAUGUGACUGUAGUUCGAGGCGGUACGGUGCGCUUUGAGGUGGACAUCUGGACAGAAAAUACUCUAAUUCCUUAUAUUGUGUGGAGAAAAGAUUUGCCUUUCUCUUGGUCAGACUCUGAUUCUCGAGAUUCCUCUGAAAUCAUAAUAGAUAUGGAAAUUCUUUUGGCUGCGAUAAAAGGCCAGGAAGGUGGAAAUAUAACAAGCACAGAGGAUCCUCAAGUGUUGGUGCUGACCAAUGUAACAGAGAAAGAUGCUGGCUGGUAUACCUGCAUUGCUGCAAACAGCCUUGGAACUUCCUCAUCAACAGCCUACCUAAAUGUUACCGAUGCGGAGCCAAUCCUUGCAGAUGCCGAGUCUCACACUAUUCUCGUUCUCGGAGUAGUUUUACUUUCUGUUAUGGUAAUUGCUAGCAUCAUGGCUUCCUUUGUCUGGAAGAAAUGGCAAAAUGAAAAGCGACGCGCCAAAGAGCUGGAACGUGCCAAGGAGGCUAUUUCACAGCAGUGGAUCAAAAAGGUUAUUGUAGAACGUCAGAACUCGGAUGCUUCACAGGAACCUCUUCUUGUUCCCACAAUAAAAAUUGAACGUUGUCAGUCUACAUCACGUCUAGGCUCCGAAAUGACAAGCAUAUCAGAAUAUGAAUUACCUUUGGAUGCACCUUGGGAGUUACCACGCUCAAGAUUGUUAAUGGGAGAGUCUCUGGGAGAAGGUGCCUUUGGAAAAGUUGUGAGAGCUGAAGUCCAAGGUUUUCUCAGACCAGAUAUGAAUACAACUGUAGCAGUGAAAAUGUUGAAGGAGGGUCACACAGAUUCUGAACUCAUGGACUUGGUAUCAGAGAUGGAAAUGAUGAAGAUGAUUGGAACCCAUAUCAACAUCAUUAACUUGCUUGGUUGCUGUACACAAGACGGCCCUCUUUAUGUUGUUGUUGAGUAUGCAGCACAUGGUAAUCUUCGUGAUUAUCUUCGCAACAACAGGCCAUCUUCUGGCUAUGAACGAGCAAUUGGCCAAGAACCAGACACAAUUUCACAAAAAGAUUUGGUCAGCUUUGCGUAUCAAGUAGCACGGGGCAUGGAAUACUUGGCAUCAAGAAAGUGCAUCCACCGUGACCUUGCUGCGCGCAAUGUUCUAGUCAGUGAAGAUCGCAUCAUGAAAAUUGCAGACUUUGGUCUGGCACGAGACAUACACAGCCAGGAUUAUUACCGAAAGACAAGUGAAGGGAGACUGCCUGUUAAAUGGAUGGCUCCAGAGGCACUCUUCCACAGAGUUUAUACAUCACAGUCAGAUGUAUGGUCAUUUGGUAUCCUGUUAUGGGAGAUCAUGACACUGGGAGGAACACCCUACCCAGCAGUGCCAGGGGUUGAAAAGCUUUUCCAGCUGUUGCGAGAGGGACACAGAAUGGAAAAACCUUCAAAUUGUCCAAUUGAAAUUUACUUGCUCAUGAGGAAUUGUUGGAAAGGUCAGGCAAUGCAACGUCCAACUUUCAAGAAACUUGUUGAAGACCUCGACCAAAUUCUCACACUAUCUUCAACUGCUGAGUACCUAAACCUGUCUAUGCCUCACGUGGAUACACCACCUACCAGCUGUGAUUCAUCUCUCACAUCAGAUGCUCUCACACUACACUAAGAUGCUACUGCAUCAGCAUGUGUUGCUCACAUCACUGCUGAUCCCAGUAUGACAGCUGGUACAGUGCCUUCAUAGUAAUGAGAUUUAGCCUAAAUAAAGGUUAUAACCUAAAGUGAAAAAAAAGUGAAAAUACCACACAAAAUUGCCAUAUGGUCUAAAACAAUAAGCUGAAAAGGGAUAAUCAUAAGUCUUUAUACAGCAAUAGAUUUUGGCACUUACCUGUGGAGUAAAUUAAUUAUGAAAGUCACUAGAACUACAGUGUAUUUAGAAAUGUUUGAAUGGAAAUUUUCAAAUCAGAAUGCAAAAGUAGAUAUGUGCAUUUAUUUAAUCAUAUUUACUCAUUUUGAAAAGUGCUGUUAAUUUUGGUGUUAAGUGGUGAUUCAGGAAAGAUGCCACGUCUUGUGUGAAGAAGGAAACUAUGAACUGAACACUGAUCUGUGUCACAAAUGCAGUCACAAAGAGUGAUGAGGUGCUAUGAAUUCUAGUGAGGACUAGAUGGUGUGUGAUGAGAUGUGACAUGGCCGCCAGCCACUUCUGCUGGGGCAAGUUCUCGUACAUCACACAUCAAAAUAUUAAUAAUGAAGAGCAUAAUAAAUGUACGAAGAGAUUCCUAAGCAUUUUAUUUUUAUCAGUAUUUAUGUUUGUGUGAUCUGUAAAUCUGUAAUUUGUAGAUUUAUAUAAAGGAGAUGUUUGUGUACUUAAGUUGUUUGUUAGUAACUUCAUUGUACAAGAUAUUAUUGUGCAUACAGUAUGUCUUAAUGUACCAUUUAAUUAUUGUGGGUGCCAUAUUUGGUGAAAACUAUUUCCUAGUUAUUUUGCAGCACAAUGAAAGUUGCAUAAAUGUUGUAAAUUUAGUCACUUGGAGAAAUACACAAAAAUUUAGUGCCAUGUGAAUGAGAGUUAUUAUGAUAGAUUCUUUUUACAGACAUGAUGUAUGUAAGGAAUGGUUGCAGUUUUCUCAGGGUUUAUCACAUUAUAAUAUGAGAUUAGAAUGUAGUAUCCCUUCCACGGUGUUGGGAGUGGAAUAAGAGGCAGCCAUAGUGGAAGGUAGUAUCCCUCCCACGGUGCUGGGAGUGGAGUAAGAGGCAGCCAUAGUGGAAGGUAGUAUCCCUCCCACGGUGCUGGGAGUGGAGUAAGAGGCAGCCAUAGUGGAAGGUAGUAUCCCUCCCACAGUGCUGGGAGACAUAGCUUUAGAAGCUCACAGUUCCAAGAUGGCUUAGGUAUAGGGGGAGUACCAGACUUGCAUUUAAAAUUGUACAAGCUUACAGUUUGUAGUACAGUACCAGUAAUGUUUUCAGGGAUAAGAUA